Messenger RNA from Drosophila hydei, 1817 nucleotides. Its product is annotated as maltase A1. Lineage: Eukaryota; Metazoa; Arthropoda; Insecta; Diptera; Drosophilidae. The transcript is spliced from 3 exons. The record is from RefSeq and is a predicted model, not a curated record. The coding region runs from base 18 to 1751 and encodes 577 amino acids. Gene Ontology annotation, biological process: carbohydrate metabolic process.
GGACAAAUUCAUUAGACAUGCGCUCGCUGACAGUCGUUGCGGUCCUCUCGGUGGUGCUGGGGCUCACGUGCGCCACUCAGUGGUGGGAGAAUGGCAACUAUUAUCAAAUAUAUCCGCGCUCAUUUCGCGACUCCGAUGGCGACGGCAUCGGAGAUCUGAAUGGCGUUACGGAGAAGCUGCAGUACCUGAAGGACAUUGGCAUCACAGCUGCAUGGCUGUCGCCCAUAUUCAAGUCGCCCAUGGUGGACUUUGGCUACGAUAUUGCGGACUUCUAUCAGAUACAUCCGGAGUAUGGUACCAUGGAGGACUUUGAGCGCAUGAUUGCACGCGCCAAGGAGGUUGGCCUCAAGAUCAUUUUGGACUUUGUGCCCAAUCACUCGAGCGACAAGAGUGAGUGGUUCAUCAAGUCCGUGAACGGUGAUCCCCAGUACAAGGAUUAUUAUAUUUGGCACAAUGGCAAAAUCAAUGAGGAAACCGGAGAGCGUGAGGCGCCAAGCAACUGGAACUCCGAGUUCAGGUACAGCGCCUGGGAAUGGAACGAGGUCAGGCAGCAGUAUUAUCUGCAUCAAUUUGCGAUAGGCCAGCCGGACUUGAACUAUCGCAAUCCCGCUGUUGUCAACGAGAUGAAGAACGUGAUCAAGUUCUGGCUAGCUAAAGGCGUCUCCGGCUUCCGUAUUGAUGCGAUUCCCUAUCUGUUUGAAAUUGAGCUGGAUCGCUACAACGAGUACCCCGACGAGCCGCUCUCCAAUGACAGCAGCUGCCCAGAUCCGGACGACCACUGCUACACGCAGCACAUUUACACCCAGGACCAGCCCGAGACCUUUGACAUGGUUUACCAAUGGCGUGAGCUAGUCGACGAAUUCCAUACGGAACAUGGCGGAGACGAGCGUUUGCUCAUGACUGAGGCCUACACCAGCUUCGAGAACAUCAUGAAGUUCUACGGCGAUGGCGUUCGCAACGGCUCGCACAUUCCCUUCAACUUCGACUUCCUCACGAGCAUCAACAAUGCCUCCAAGGCAACGGAGUACGUGGAGCACAUCGAGAAGUGGCUGAACGCCAUGCCUGCUGGCGUCUCUGCCAAUUGGGUGCUGGGCAACCACGACAACAAGCGCGUGGCAUCACGCUUCGGUGUCCAGCGCAUCGAUUUGAUAAACAUUCUGCUGCAAACGCUGCCAGGCCAUGCCGUCACUUAUAAUGGCGAGGAGCUCGGCAUGACUGAUGUAUUCAUUAGCUGGGAGGACACCGUUGAUCCCAGUGCCUGCAACUCCGAUCCGGAGCACUACUACGACAGAUCUCGAGAUCCUGCCCGCACACCCUACCAAUGGGACGCCUCCUCAAUGGCGGGUUUCACCUAUGCCGAUCACACUUGGCUGCCCGUUUCGGAUGACUUCAAGACGAACAAUGCCCUGCAACAGCUGCGCGCGCCACAAUCGCAUCUGCAGAUCUUCAAGACGCUCGUGCGUGUGCGACAGGAGCCAUCAUUCCGUACUGGUGCACUGAAGAUUCAGGCUCUGGAUGAUGAUGUCAUUGUCUACUCUCGUCAAAAGGAGGGCAGCGACCUGUAUGUUAUUGUGCUGAAUCUGGGCAGCACUGCCAAGACUCUGGACCUCACCAAGUAUUUCAGCUUGGGCGCACAGGCAGAGGUCAUAACCAGCUCCCUUCAGUCGCAGUAUACAAAUGGCGAUACCGUGACGACCUCAGCCUUUGUGGCCAACCCCAAUGUGGGCACCGUUUUGGUAGCCAUUAACUAAAGAUUCAGUUGGUUUAUCAACUAACUUUUAAUUAUAAUAAACUGCUAACAAAUAAUAAUAAUAAAG